UUUUUUUAUUUGUUUAUACUUUCACUAGUUUAGCUUUAAGGGAAAACUUCUAAAGAAUUGAGUGGUUGUUGUUGUUGCUGUUGUUGUGAUUAUUAUUAGAGAAGAUGUCAACUGCUAAUCGUGAAAUAAUCAGCAUUCCUGUAAAUUGUGAAAAACGUACUUUUGAAAAACAAAGACGCGACUUGUUGAAUAGUUUACAAAAUAAAAAUCAAGAAAACUCACUUAGUUUAUACAGUGAUGACUGGUCAGAUAAAAUUGACAACUGGAUAACUUCAUCAUGGAGAACAUGGGACAAAGAUAUACAACGUUUAAGAAGUGGAAUGUUUUCCCUGUUGCCAUUGAAUGCUUUUGGUCUACUGGGUACAUGUGAUCCACUUAUAUUAAUGAAUGAAAUGGAACAUCAGGUACAAGAUAUAAAAAAUCAAAUCUGUGCUAAUGAUAUUCCAUCAAUCGGUGUAUUGAAUGAUUACCUUAAAGAUGCUUAUGAAAUAGGCGAAGAUGGAAAGUUACGUUUCAAGGUUCGUUUUGAUGUGAAUGGAUUUCAGCCAGAAGAUAUCCAGUUGUCAUUAGAUGAUAAUUAUAUUAAGGUACAAGCAAAGAAAGAGAUUAAAACCAAUAAUUCAUGUACUUCUCGUGAAUUCUGUCGUAUAGUUGGACUACCUAAAACUAUUAAUCCUAACGAAUUGAAAUCUAGUCUCACUAGUGAUGGUGUACUGAUGUUAGAAGCACCAGUCAGUGUGCCAGAGAAUCAAGCAAUUACAUUCAAUAAUAAUGGUCAGAUUGCUAUUCAACCGAAUACAAGUCAGGACAAUGCACUAGUUGUUAAAGGUGUUCAUGGUUGCUCAUUUGUAGAGGAUGAAGAUAAGAAGAAGAGAUUACAUAUAGAAAUGCCAAUAGAUCCAAUCUAUAAACCGAAAGAUUUAUCUAUUGGGAUCGAUUCUAACCGUGUAAUCAUUUCUGGUCGACAUCAUAGUGAGGAAAAUGUUCAAUCAGGGAAUUUGGAUUCUUUCUCUGAAUUUAGUCAUUCUUAUAAAAUACCUGAAACAUUGGAUCCUUUAUCUGUUAUCGCUCAAAUGAUUAAUGAUACACUGGUUUUGGAAGCGCCAUUAUUGAAUUCUAAUUCUAAUUAACUAAUCAAUUAAUGUUAGAUUAUUAGAAUUGACAAAGACUUAUGCUUCAAUGUUGUACCUCUGUGUAACUUAUUUCAAAUAAAUUAAAUGUGUGCAC
Molecule: messenger RNA, 1227 nt
Organism: Trichobilharzia szidati
Lineage: Eukaryota; Metazoa; Platyhelminthes; Trematoda; Strigeidida; Schistosomatidae
Source: the annotation of a GenBank genome assembly